Messenger RNA from Saprolegnia parasitica CBS 223.65, 516 nucleotides. RefSeq lists its product as hypothetical. Gene Ontology annotation, cellular component: endoplasmic reticulum membrane. The coding region runs from base 1 to 516 and encodes 171 amino acids. Gene Ontology annotation, molecular function: thioredoxin-disulfide reductase (NADPH) activity. The record is from RefSeq and is a predicted model, not a curated record. Lineage: Eukaryota; Oomycota; Saprolegniomycetes; Saprolegniales; Saprolegniaceae. Gene Ontology annotation, biological process: cell redox homeostasis. The transcript has 4 exons.
AUGACCCGGCUCCUCCGCGUGCUGCUCAUGCUCACGUUCCUCGUGCUGGCGCUGGCGCCGUCGACGGCCGCGCCGAGCAACAAGAAGCUCGAGACGAAGCGCUCGUUCGCGGACGACCACGUCCAAAAGUACCUCGAAGCCAACUACCCCCACCUCAUCGGCCGCAUCUCGGGCGGCAACGCGCUGCCGCCGCCGUGGAAGCAGCAGCUCGCGUCCGUCAUUGGCUACCUCCAGAUGGCCGGCUUCGCCUUCCUCCUCGCGGGCGAGCACAUUCUGGGCGCGCUCUCGCUUCCCGCGGACCUGCCGCUGUUUGUGCAAAUGCGCGAAAACAAGUUUGCGGCCUUUGCCGGGCUCAUGAUCCUCGGCAGCAUGUCGCAGUCGAUGCUCGCUACCGGCGCGUUCGAAGUCUACUUUAACGACGAGCUCGUCUUUUCCAAGAUUCGCAUGCACCGAUGGCCCUCGAUGCAGGAACUGAUUGAGCUCCUCCAAGCCGCGGGUCUCCAGCGCCCGUACUAG